CGCGAGGCGGGGUCUUGGGGGAACCCAGGUGUCGGGACGGUACUCGCGGGUCAGCUGCCCCGUUAUCAACACUAUAAUAACACAUCACCCUUAACUGGCAUCUGGCCGGCUAUUAUUUAACUUCGGCUGCGCGUCGACCACUAGCAUAGUCCAGUCGACUAGUGAUGCGUUGGCAUCUCGUCGUGCACAGGAGAGAAUCCUUACGGAAGUUACAGCACCAGUUUUAGUGAGUCUUUAAUUUAGUUAGAAUGAAAGUUCGAACUGGCGUUUGCCUUCUCUUGCUGGCUGCAUUCGUGUUUGUUGCAGCGCAAGAAGAAGAGGUGUUUCAAAAUGUUGUGGAAGAGUUAACUGUGGAAACCGUGGAGAAGCCAGAAACUUGCGAUAUAACGUCAGAGAUGGGUGACACGCUGCAGAUUCACUACACGGGGAGGUUGAUGGACGGAAAGGUGAUCGACUCCUCUCUGUCUCGGGAUCCUCUGCUUGUGGAGUUGGGCAAAAGAACAGUCAUCACAGGUCUAGAACAGAGCUUGCUGGGAGUUUGUGAAGGACAGAAAAUCAAGGCCACCAUCCCACCCCACUUGGCCUAUGGGAAGAGAGGAUAUCCACCCACCAUACCAGGUGACGCGGCGCUGGUGUUCGAGGUGGAGGUGGUGUCCAUGAGCAAGCAGACGGCGUGGCAGAAGCUGGUGAGCGACGUGUUCCCCGUGCUGUGCCUGGCGCUGGUGCCCACGCUGCUGGGGCUGGUGGGCCUGUACCUCUACAACAAGGCCAACGCGCAGAAGGCCGGCAAGAAGAAGGCCAAGGACAAGAAGAGCAAGAAGAAAUGAGACCACCUCCACCACCAUGACCACCACGCUGAAAAGAAUAACUAUUUAAAUAAAAAAGGGGCCACCCAGCCC
Sardina pilchardus (European sardine) is the source of this 899-nucleotide messenger RNA. Its product is annotated as peptidyl-prolyl cis-trans isomerase FKBP11-like. Gene Ontology annotation, biological process: protein peptidyl-prolyl isomerization. Bases 249 to 827 code for a protein of 192 amino acids. Gene Ontology annotation, cellular component: endoplasmic reticulum. The transcript has 6 exons. Gene Ontology annotation, molecular function: peptidyl-prolyl cis-trans isomerase activity. The record is from RefSeq and is a predicted model, not a curated record. NCBI's taxonomy places the organism in Eukaryota, Metazoa, Chordata, Actinopteri, Clupeiformes, Clupeidae.